AGCGAGCGCUCAUCUCCAUACAGUCACAGUGAACUGCGGGGGCUGUCGGAGCGGUCCUUGAGAGCGGAAAGAGCCGCUUAAGUUGGAUUUGAAUCCAACUAAUAUCGACUUUCGACAAUCGCUUUUCAUUUGUUUUCGCCCUUUAUCCUGCGGAAUUGGACGCUGGGAACUUUUUGUGGAGUUUGGAAAGCCAGCCCCAUUCUUCUAUCCGACAUGGACUGUCUGAGAGCCGCUUCAGAAAGCGACUGACCGGUGUUCAUUCACUCUUCACGGGAAUGCAGGCGUGAACUUGCCCACGGGGACUUAUUUUUUUUUAUUAUAAUUAAAUGUUUGAUGAAGUGCUUCAAAGUUUUGGCCAAUUAUCGGACGCGGUGGAUUUAUCCGUCUCAGGCGCGACAAGACGCUCGUGGUCCCGGGUCGAAGACAAGAGGGGUGUUCGCUGGUAAAGUUGCGGGGAAAACAUGGAGACUGUAAGUCGGCAGAGCUUCCAGCCUCAUCCGGGACUGCAACAAACUCUCAAGCAGUUUCACCUCAGCUCUAUGAGCUCGCUAGGGGGGCCGGCUGCCUUUUCUGCCCGCUGGCAACAUGAGCUUCUUUUCAAGAAGGACGGGAAGGAGCCCGAGCCGGUCCUGCAGCAUCUGCCGCCGCCAGUGAUGCCCGGGCCGCUCUUCAUCCCGUCGGACCGCUCCACGGAGAGGUGCGAGACGGUCCUGGAAGGCGAGACCAUCUCGUGCUUCGUGGUCGGAGGGGAGAAGCGCCUGUGUCUUCCCCAGAUCCUCAACACGGUGCUGCGGGACUUCAGCCUGCAGCAGAUCAACUCUGUGUGCGACGAGCUGCACAUCUACUGCUCCCGGUGCACCGCCGACCAGCUGGAGAUCCUCAAAGUCAUGGGGAUCCUGCCCUUUUCGGCGCCCUCCUGCGGCCUCAUCACCAAGACGGACGCCGAGCGGCUGUGCAACGCGCUCAUCUACGGGGGCGCUUAUCCGCCUCGCUGCAAGAAGGAGGCAAGCAGCGGAGGAGCGCUGGAGCUGGAGCUCACCGAGAGGAGCUUCAAAAUCUACCACGAGUGCUUCGGCAAGUGCAAGGGCUUGUUCGUUCCCGAGUUGUACACCAGCCCCAACGCAGCGUGCAUCCAGUGCAUGGACUGCAGACUCAUGUACCCCACGCACAAGUUCGUGGUGCACAGCCACAAGGCGCAGGAGAACAGGACUUGCCACUGGGGCUUCGACUCGGCCAACUGGAGGGCCUACGUCCUCCUGGGCCAGGAUUACACGGGCAAGGAGGAGAAGAGCCGCCUGGAGCAGCUCCUGGACGAAAUCAAGGAGAAGUUUGAUUUCGCCAACAAGUACAAGAGGAAACUAUCGUCCAGGGUGCCGGAUCCCAUUCCAGUCAAAAAGCUCAAACAUGAAGACAUCCCAAUACAAUCUCCUUUGGCUGACAAAGAGAAGCAGCAUGACUGGCUACAGUCCCUCUCCAACCCCAAUAAGGGCUUCAACUGCAUUCAGCCGAGACAGAGGCCGUCAGCUUUUCGACCGUGGUCGCCGCACAUCUCUGCCGGUGAUAAAGAACUCUCCAUUCACCCCCUCGCUCUGCUAAGAGACAACUUCUACAACUACAAGAGCCUGGAGAAUGCUGUGGCCCCCAACGUUGCCCUCACACCACUGCCCCUGGGAAAGGUGGGCCCAAUGUCCCCGUCAGUCCCCAGCACGUCGCACCCGAGCGGAGGGGAACCCCCGGGCGAGGGCGCCAACGCCAGCUCGAGACCUCGCAAGAGAAGAGUCACAGGGGAGUUCCAGCCUCCAGCACCUGAAGGGGCUUGCUCCCUUACCUCCACUGCCAGCAAGCCACCUCAGGAUGACUCAGAGGUGGAGAUUGAAGUGGAGAGCCGUGACGAGUUCACAUCAUCCUUGUCCUCCCUGUCGUCACCAUCUUUCACUUCAUCCAGCUCAGCCAAGGACCUGAGUUCACCCGGCGUCGUCGGCCCCAUCUGCAACGUGACGACAGAGGGCGUUACCCCGGUGGCUGCUCCCGUCUCGGCCCCCAUGGCCCCUCCAGAACUGGGGCUGGAGUCCGAGUUGGAGAGCCUGCGGCAGGCGCUGGACCAUGGGCUGGACUCCAAAGAGUCAAAGGAGAGGUUCCUGCAUGAGAUUGUUAAGAUGAGGGUUAAGCAAGAGGAGAAGCUGGGAUCCGCCCUGCAGGCCAAACGCAGUCUUCAACAGGAGCUGGAGUUCUUGCGCGUCGCAAAAAAAGAGAAAUUGCGAGAGGCGACCGAGGCCAAGCGAAAUUUGAGGAAGGAAAUCGAGCGCCUGAGAGCUGAGAGCGAGAAGAAGAUGAAGGAAGCCAACGAGUCGCGGAUCCGUCUGAAGCGGGAGCUCGAGCAGGCCCGCCAGCUGAGGGUUUGCGAUAAAGGCUGCGAGGCCGGACGUCUGCGUGCAAAAUACUCGGCACAGAUCGAAGACCUCCAGAUGAAGCUGCAGCACGCCGAAGCUGACCGCGAGCAGCUCCGAGCCGACUUAUUGCAAGAGCGGGAGGCCAGGGAGCACUUGGAGAGGGUGGUCAAAGAGCUACAGCAGCAACUUUGGCCCAAAUCCAACAGCGACAAAAACUUGACAGCCAAGGACACGCUGUCAAAAAAGUAAUCCAGUAGCCAAGUCCCUCACGCCCCCUCCGUCCCCACAUCCGGCGCAGAGAUUCCCGACACUUCCCGCAAGAAUGGAGAACGGUCAUCUGGAGAAAUUCCACGCCCGCCCCCAACGAGGAAGUGCGCCGCUUGAACUCUGACUCUCACCUUCAUCCUUGCAGAACUGAAAAGUUGAUCACAAGAGUGAUUGCGUCUGUCUCAAGACAGGUUGGACAGUCGGUGACAGGAAAUGGAUCAGAAUAUUUUAGUCAAAGGGGAAAUGCCUCCUCGUUGCUCCCUCGAGGACGGAAGAUUUUCAAGACAUGAUAAGCUACAUAGACUAUGACAAAUAAAUCCCAAGAUGAACAAUACAAACAUAUGAACUAUCCACACGUGCCGUCAUGUUUUUUUUUCUUUUUUCUGAAUUCUUGCUUUUAAGCAACCCAACUGACAGGGAGGACAUAAUCAAGUCAUGUGUUAUUUCAAAUGUCUUCACGCAAUGAGCACAAGCGCUUGCAAAAUGAUGUCAUCGCAGUUUUUUAACGGGGUGGGAGGGGCACCGCACUUGAUUUGGAAUAAUCCAACUCUAUCCAUCGGUCUUUGUCCCCAAUGUCGCUCACGUGGGUCACCAGCCAGCCAUAUUUGCGUUGAAGCAUUUGGGGUCAACGCCCAGAGGUGUCGAAUCUACUACAGAUACAAUAUUCCACAGGUGGGCGUGGCCUAUUUUUCUCAUCUCGAUACAGAGGAGUGAGAAAGCUGGCAUCUAUCGGACUUUGAUUCAUCCGUAUAUCACAACUUUAUGAACUGUAUCGGAAGAACCACAAAUGUUCAUGAAAUUAAGGUUUGUAAAUAUAUAUCGACUUUUGGACUUAACAAUAAUGAAUGGCACUUUGUCCUAACAACAAACUGUUUGUAUGCGUUGUAAUCCAAUUUUUGUCUUAUUUUGAAAACAUCAUCUUAUACAUGAAUGCUACCGUAUACAAUUUUGUUGCUUAUAUUCAUUCUCUAUUAAGUAUUGUUCUGUUUACGCGAGGCAAAGUAUUGUAAAUAAACCGAAAGAAAAACAAGGCUCUACCUGUUACUGCCUGAUUGACGAAAAUCGCUCGAGCUCGCCGAAACGUACAAACCGUUGACAAAUCAAGAGGAGGGGCGGGCGAACUUGAUGAUGUCAUAGUUUGUGGCCUUGAAAGAGGCAACAUUGCUUCGCUGGACUGGGAAGGGAUGUGAGGAAAAUCUAUUUUGUUCGAUCCAGUGCAAGCCCAGCACCAUGGCAACACUUUUUGUUGUUGUCCCCCCCCCCCUAUUAAUUUGUCAUCAGUCUGUAUGUUAGUAGGGAGAUUUAUUAAAAAAAAAAAAAAGGAAAAAAAAACUGCACAAACAAUCACAUUUGGAUUUUUAUUUAAAAAAAAAAAAAAGACAUUGGCAGGAAGAUGCCAUUGCAGUGGGUACAAUGCAAUCAGAAUGUACAUUAUGUUAAUGCUUAUUUUUGCUUUGAUUGUUAAUGUUUGAAAUGAGAUAUUUUAUUGAGUGUGUUAUGUUCACUUUUUUUUUAAGAAACAAAAAAAGAAAAGUCAUACUUUUUGUUUAUGCAUGAAAGUGAAAACUUGCCAUUCAUAUCGUCAACUAUUGGGCAUUUACAGUGUACUUACUGUUCAUGUGAGGAGUUUAUUGUGAUAUGCAAUUUGAAGCAAUUUGUCUUUUCUACCAAGCGUCAUCGGUCACUAAAAGCAACAAGCUGUGCAUAGAAAGCAAACAAACAAAAUAAUAAUAAUUCAAAAAAUAUAUCAAAUGCAAUGCUGGACAACCUCAAGUGCCUGACACUGGCGUAAGGUUUCCAGAAGGGGAAAGCUGAAGAAGUAGCUUCAAGGUGGGGGGGGGAGACAACUACUUUAUAGGGGUGGGGGAAUUAAAAAAAAGUCUCUCCCUUUCUCAGCAGCUCUUUUUUUUAAAAAUCUGCCAUCCAAGUACAACCACUUUACAUGUUUUAUUCCUAAGUCAGAGAGCAAUUUAACAAUCAAUAUGAACACGCAAAGCUUUUUUUUUCCCCCCCACAGAGUGCGUUCUCUUUAUUCUUCAUUUGGAAUCCAUGAUGUGCAUGAGCAAAACACUUUUAUAGAUGAUCUUUUUGGGGUGGGGGGGAUAAAGCCACUUGCUUUGGUAAGUUGUUGCAAAAGGCUUGUACAUAAAAGAGUUUUGUGGACAGGCUGUCCUAAGGCGUGCGUGCAUGUUGAGGAGAAGAAAAAUUAUUAGUGUAGAAAAAAGGCCAGCUCAGGUCCAAGUGAAACUCUCGCUCAGAGAACGACACUGCGCCUGCCACGCCCACAAAUUGAUACAUUUUCUAGUUGCUUUUACACUCUAAAAAAGUUGUGUGUAAUUUUUUUGAUGCAUGUUUUUCUACAAGGGAGACGACUGACAUUGGCCUUUCCGUCUACCCGUACAAAGUAAGAACGGGGUCUUGUUUUCAAAAGGAUUUUUUUUGCCAGAAGAGCAAUAACAAUCCAUAUUAAUAAACAAAUCCUUGCCAGUGUAACAAUUUGAAUAUGAAUUUGCAACAUGUAAAUAUAUUUUUCAUUAACAAUAUUGUAUAAUAGAUGUACAUGGUGUUUCCUUUUUUCAAAAUGAAAUCUUUUCUUACUAUAGAUGGCUUGUUUUAUUGUUUUUGUUUUUUUUAUUUGUGUUUGGAAAUGUUUCAAAAACAGUUCAUGCAGUGCGUAAGAGACGAUUCCUUUCAUCUAAUUCUUUGCUGGUUUUUUUUUUUUUACUGUAGUCUUUGUAUUGCAUUUCUUUUCACCAGUUCUUAUAUUUUUAGCUAUAUAUUCUCACACACACACACCGUCAUGUUAAAGAUUGUCCCCCAACAUCCUUUUGUAUCUCUUUCGCCCUGUGCUGCUGCUAAUGCUCUAUAAAACUUGUAGAAAUAUUUUUGAUGUAAGAGGCAAAAUGGAAGCUCUAUCAUUGUUGAAUGCCGCCGCAUAUGCAGUACGAAAAGCUCCGCCCACUCAUGUGAUCCCCUCGUUUUUCCCAACAGCACCCCUCUCGCACGACACCGACAAUAUUGUAAAGUAAAGGACUUGAUGAGAUUAUGUUUGAAAAUAGCAAUGCUUAUAUACUGCAGUGACUGAAUGUACAGUGUAUAGAUGCAUUACCAGAAAUAAAGUUGUUUGUCCACAUUGAA
This is a messenger RNA of Syngnathus acus (greater pipefish), 5795 nucleotides long. It is a transcript of the gene skia, whose product is annotated as v-ski avian sarcoma viral oncogene homolog a. Gene Ontology annotation, biological process: negative regulation of BMP signaling pathway. Gene Ontology annotation, molecular function: DNA-binding transcription factor activity, RNA polymerase II-specific; SMAD binding; RNA polymerase II cis-regulatory region sequence-specific DNA binding. The transcript is spliced from 7 exons. The record is from RefSeq and is a predicted model, not a curated record. Gene Ontology annotation, cellular component: nucleus. NCBI's taxonomy places the organism in Eukaryota, Metazoa, Chordata, Actinopteri, Syngnathiformes, Syngnathidae. Bases 462 to 2639 code for a protein of 725 amino acids.